AUGGCGGCGCACUGCUCUGCAGGACUUUACAGAGGACUUGGUGGUUUUCUGAGGGGCAUGUGUAAUUUUGGGGUCUGUGGUCCCCCAAAACUCCUUCCGGCCCAACACUCUCGAUGUUUUUUCUGGAAAAAGUGGAAAAGUCAGCCCUACUGUAUAGUGCGUCCAGAAACUGUCAGACCAGCCUACGCAGUACCAAAACACAUAGAGCGCCCUGACUACGUGGGCACUGGAGUUGUCCCAGAAUGGCCAAACUACAUAGAAAUAAAGAAUCAGCAGCAGAUAGAGGGCCUCACAAAAGCCUCUCAGUUAGCCAGACAUGUGCUGUUGCUGGCUGGACAGGGACUGCAGGUUGGCAUGACAACAGACGAAAUAGACUACAUUGUUCAUCAAGAGACAAUCAAACACAAUGCCUACCCAUCUCCUCUCAGAUACGGAGGCUUCCCCAAGUCUGUGUGCACCUCUGUCAAUAAUGUGGUGUGCCAUGGCAUUCCCGACAGCCGAAAACUGCAAAACGGGGACAUUAUUAAUAUUGACGUCACUGUAUAUUUUGAUGGUUACCAUGGUGACACAUCAGAGACCUUUCUGAUUGGUCAAGUGGACGAGGUUGGACAAAAGUUGGUAGAAACUGCCAGACGGUGCAGAGACGAGGCAAUUGCUGCCUGCCAUCCUGGGGCUCCACUCUGUGUGAUAGGAAACACUAUUAGCAAAAUAGCACAUGCCACUGGCUUCCAGGUGUGCCCAUACUUUAUAGGACAUGGGAUUGGCUCUAGUUUUCAUUGUCACCCUGAGAUCUGGCACCACGCAAAUGACAAUGACAUGACUAUGGAUGAAGGAAUGACUUUCACAAUAGACGAUAACAUUUUCAUGAGAGGAACAGAGCCCAUACUAAUGGAGGGGUCACCAGAGUUUAGAAUUCUUAAUGACAAAUGGACAGCAAUUUCUGCUGAUGACAAAAGGUCUGCUCAGUUUGAACACACAGUGGUGAUUACAGCAGAUGGAGUGGAUAUUCUCACCAAACUGCCCAACGAGGACAAUACAUAA
Knipowitschia caucasica is the source of this 1041-nucleotide messenger RNA. NCBI's taxonomy places the organism in Eukaryota, Metazoa, Chordata, Actinopteri, Gobiiformes, Gobiidae. The record is from the annotation of a GenBank genome assembly.